This is a messenger RNA of Ostrinia furnacalis (Asian corn borer), 1604 nucleotides long. RefSeq names its product beta-1,3-glucan-binding protein-like. The record is from RefSeq and is a predicted model, not a curated record. The coding region runs from base 65 to 1540 and encodes 491 amino acids. Gene Ontology annotation, biological process: carbohydrate metabolic process. NCBI's taxonomy places the organism in Eukaryota, Metazoa, Arthropoda, Insecta, Lepidoptera, Crambidae. The transcript is spliced from 8 exons. Gene Ontology annotation, molecular function: carbohydrate binding; hydrolase activity, hydrolyzing O-glycosyl compounds.
GACUGCGAGCCAUCUGGCGGUGACAACCUCAGUCUGCCGGCGGCCAUCAUAGUGAGCGGACGUCAUGACAGCCAAACUAGUUUGUUUACUUGCGCUGGCCUGGGUUUGCGCGGCCCAGCGGAAUCAAUACAAGGUCCCAGAGGCGAAGCUGGAAGCCAUCUACCCCAGAGGCUUGAGGGUAUCCAUUCCAGAUGACGGUUUCUCCCUCGUCGCUUUCCAUGGCAAGCUUAACGAAGAGAUGGAAGGUCUGGAAGCUGGCAUGUGGGCGAGAGACAUCGUGAAGCCGAAAGACGGCAAGUUCUGGUUCAGGGACCGCAAUAUCCAGCUGAAGCUGGGCGACAAAGUCUACUUCUGGACUUACGCGAUCAAGGAUGGGCUGGGCUACCGGCAGGAUAAUGGAGAAUGGACUGUCACUGAAUUCGUGAACGAAAAGGGCGAGAGGGUUGAUGUCGCCAAUCCACCUGACCCUACAACAACGCAACGACCACAGAGCCCUCCUCAAGGCCCAUCUCAACCCCCUACAUGGAAUCCUCCUCCUCCAACACAAUCUGUUUGUCCAAAAUCCGUGACUGUGGUGCAAGGACGCAACUCAGUCUGUAUAAAUGAGCUGAUCUUCAGCGAAGAGUUUGACAAGUCUUCUAUUAAAGACCUCAACAACUGGGACGAAGAAAUCAGAUUCCCGCUACAACCUGACUACCCAUUCAACGUAUACAUGUCAGACGGCACCUUGAAAUUGGAAAAUGGGCGACUUUCUAUCACUCCUGUGCUGCUAGAAUCACAUUACCACGAGGGCUUCGUCACCGAAUCUUUGAGCUUAAAUAGAUGUACUGGCACCUUAGAGACGAUAGAGUGCAAGCAGGUAGCAAAUGGAGCCCAAAUUCUGCCACCAGUCAUGACCGGGAAGAUCACCACCCGCAACCGGUUCAACUUCAAGUUCGGACGAGUGGAGAUCAGGGCUAAGCUGCCCGCUGGAAACUGGCUUAUACCUGAACUGAACUUGGAGCCUCAUGACAACAUCUACGGCUCCCGCCGCUACGAAUCUGGCCUGAUGCGGGUAGCCUUUGCUAAAGGAAACCCGGAAUACGCCAAGAAACUCUUCGGAGGACCAGUUCUUUCGGACUCCGAACCUUACAGAUCAUUGUUGAUGAAGGAAAAGAUUGGCAUAGACAACUGGAAUAAGGAUUUCCACAAUUACACUUUAAUUUGGAAACCAGACGGCAUUGAUCUAUUCGUCGACGGCAGCCAGUACGGGAGCGUUCGUCCGGGAGAUGGCUUCGCCGCCAGUGGGCGGGAAAACCUAGUGCCUCAUGCCGGGCUCUGGACUAAAGGAACCAUCAUGGCGCCGCUUGAUGAAAUGUUCUACAUUGCCAUUGGCCUUCGCGUAGGAGGCGUCCACGACUUCCCCGACAGUCCAGAGAAGCCCUGGGGAAACCGGGCCGCCAAAGGCAAGCUGGACUUCUGGGAAAGCCGCGACACUUGGCAGCCAUCUUGGUACGACGCCAGCAUGCUGGUAGACUCCGUCAAGGUCUACGCACUGUGAUAGAAUAAGUUAAGAAGACUGUGAUUCCUUUUUACUGCUCAAUAAAUUUUGAUAAGACUAGUUU